GGGUGAGAAAGAAAGGGAGAGAGAGAGAGAGAGAGAGAGAGAGCGUUUGCAGGCAAUGUAAUUGACAAGGCUUGCAGUGGUGAAAUAAACACGCUUCAGCCCAGGCUCAGCUUUUAUUGCACAAUUCUGACUCUUUUGACGCAUCGCCCGUAGCGCGCGUAGACCUGAUUUCAAGUACCUUCACCCGACUAAUUAAUCCGUCUGAAAUUAUGUCCCGAUCGGCGCAGAUCCAGCCGGCAAGAUGAUGAUUUUACCAAGGAGAGGCUCAGAUCGUGUACCCGACACGGUGGUCCUGGUGAUCUUCGUGGUUGCCGCUUCUCUUGGUACCGUUUUCGCCAAGGAUACUGCAUUUGUGGAAGUGGUUCUGUUCGAGUCCAGUCCCAAUGGAGAUUAUACUACUUACACGACUGGCUUGCAAGGACGGUUCUCCAAAGCAGGAGCCACUAUCAGCGCGGAGGGGGAGAUCGUUCAAAUGCAUCCUUUGGGACUAUGUAAUAAUAAUGAUGAGGAGGACCUGUAUGAAUAUGGGUGGGUCGGAGUGGUGAAGCUGGAGCAACCAGAGCUGGAUCCCAGUUGUCUCACCGUGCUGGGGAAGGCAAAGAGAGCAGUACAGCGGGGAGCCACAGCUGUCAUCUUUGAUGUGUCAGAGAAUCCGGAUGCCAUCGACCAGCUCAACCAGGUGGCAGAGGAUCCUCUGAAGCGGCCGGUGGUUUACGUGAAGGGCAGUGAUGCCGUUAAGUUGAUGAACAUCGUCAACAAGCAGAAAGUAGCUCGUGCUCGGAUACAACACAGACCACCGAGGCAGCCCACGGAAUAUUUUGACAUGGGCAUCUUCCUGGCUUUCUUCGUGGUCGUGUCGCUGGUUUGCCUCAUUCUGCUCAUCAAGAUCAAACUCAAGCAAAGGAGAAGCCAGAGCUCCAUGAACAGAAUGGCCAUCCAAGCCUUGGAAAAGAUGGAGACAAGAAAGUUCAAGGCCAAAGGAAAGGGCCAGCGCGAGAGCAGCUGUGGAGCCUCUGAUUCACUGAGCAGCAGCUCCACCUCUGACUGCGCCAUCUGUCUGGAGAAGUACAUUGAUGGGGAGGAGCUGCGGGUUAUCCCCUGUGCUCACAGAUUUCAUAAGAAAUGUGUCGACCCGUGGCUGCUCCAGCAUCACACCUGUCCCCACUGCCGACACAACAUCAUUGAGCAAAAGAAGGGAAAUCCAGGACCGGCGUGCAUGGACCCUGGCAACCCAGUCCACAGCCGGCAGCGGGUGGUGCUGCCAGUCCAUUAUCCUGGCAGGGUGCACCGGGCUGGCCAGGUGACGGCCUACCCCACCAGAACCAGCAUGGACCCAAACGGUAACCCGAUCACCGUGCUCACAGUGGACCAGCACCCAGAUCCCCAAGGUCUGUACCCCCCGCAGUCAACUUCUGCCUUUCUCCGAAGCUACCACCCCACCCUCCAUCUGGACCACUCACUGAACCCCCACCACUGCGGAUUAGAGCAUCGCGGACCGCCCGCCUACCCAGCACAGCCGCAUCAUGCUGCUUUUAAGAGGCCCAAGUUCCAUGGUCGCAACUUUUCCAGAGCAGCUUGCUUCUCACAGUACGAGACUAUGUACCAGCACUACUACUUUCAGGGGUUGACUUUCCCGCAACAGCCUGAGGGUGGCCAAGGGCCUGCUAUGGCAGGGCAGAUUGGUGGAGGAGGAGGAGUUCACAAGAGCCACCACAGCAGGGCCUUUCAGCAGGGGCUGCUAUACCCCACAGUAGUACAUAUGGCACCUGCCACAUCUUCAAGGAUAGGCGAUAAUGGCAGCACUUCUGGCCUGAGCUGUUAUCACGGCCACCGCUCAGUGUGUAGUGGUUACCUUGCUGACUGCCCAGGUAGUGACAGCAGCAGCAGCAGCUCAGGCCAGUGCCACUGUUCCUCCAGUGACUCCAUGUUGGACUGUACUGAGGUCAGCAACCAGGGUGUGUAUGGUAGCUGCUCUACCUUCCGCAGCUCUCUGAGCAGUGACUACGAUCCUUACGUUUACCGGAGUAAGAGUCCCUGUAGGGGCUCCACAGGGGAAGCAGGGGCUGCCGCUUGCACCACAGUUCCUGUGGAGGACUCAUCAUCUCCUGCUCCCUUGGGACAUGACUGCCUCCAGCUUCCUCCUGGAGCUUCAGGAUAUAACUCGGGGGACCACCUCUCCAACUGCAGUUUGGAGCCCAAUUACAGCAGUCGCUCAUCACUGGAACCCAGGGAGAACAGCAACACUAGUACUACCUCAACGGGGGCUCCAGAGACUACCGGAGCAGACAGGGGAAAGGGGGCACAGGAGGAGUCAGGGGAGCUUGGUGCUGCAGCCUGUAGCUGCUGCUUUGAGGUGCUUCCUCCCAAUGUCGAGUAUAAAGGGCAGGACUCGGACCAAGCUGGGCCUCUGGCCACAGGACGCUUUCACAGGGGGGUGGACUUUCAGAGCCCAGCCUCCAAGAACUUCUUUGCUCCUGAGCAAAUGUGCCCUUCCUCAGACCAGGGAAGCUACGAAGGGCUACCUUGCUGCUUCUACAAAGAGAUGAAGGUCCACAGGGCCACAGCAGGGCGUUAUGCCGAGGACUACGCUGUUAAUGUGCAGUACGCGCAUGCAGACUCAGAGGCCUGCUCUGGACAGGGCUGCUGCGAACUCAACCAGAGAAUACCCAUAAUUCCUGAGGACACAGAUUGUGAAUUGGGCACGGGGGCAGAGACCCAAAGCAGUUUAUUGCCCAUUAGUGUCACAGUGGAGACAGAGAUGAGGACAGGGGAGCAACAUGAGCCCAGGGAGGGGUACUUCACCUCAGGACAGUUCAGAGGUCAGCCAUACCCUCAGGAGGAGGAGACCAGGGCUUUGUUCCACCCUCGGCUCUCUGCAAGCCCCACUGCAUUGGGAAGUAGUAUGUCAACAAAUGAGGGCGGUCUGGGUUUAUGAACUCGAUGCCGGAGAGAAGGGACUCAGUCAGAAGUAUGUUUUUGGUACCGUCUCAGUCAGUCAGUCGGUUGGUGAAAGCCUCAGCUGCCUUGUUCUAACCUUGCUCUCUGAGCGUUGAAUGUUAUCAGCUUAGAUUGUGUGGAUUUCUACUGAAAUGGCCUGUUAUCUCGACUUUCAAGUUCAUUCUUGUGGCCACAAAUGUCUCAGUAUCAAAACUAUGUUACCAUAGCACUGAGACAAAGUGAUACUACACAUGUGGAUGGAGGCUGUUAACUGAAACUAGAAGUAGGUUGGAGGUGGCAUCCUUCUACGGGCUAUCUGUUGUCAUCAAGGGCAUCAGCGCUAAAUAAUCCAAGCCAAUUUCUCCACAAACAAGUACUCUUAAUUCAAAAACAUUUGCAUCUACAUAUGAGCAUAUGUGCGCACAUGAACACUGACUGCCUAUAAAGCUUCAACCAUCAACUCAAAUAGGUUGUACGGAUAUAGCUAUACCAAAACAGGAAGACAUGAUUGUUUUAUUUUAUUAUUAUUUUAUUUUAUUUUUUGGUUUUGUGUUCUUACUUUUUUUCAAGAGCAGGGAAAUGGGUUGUUUUGUCAGUGACCCACACAUUUCUCUGAGGAGAAGAAGCUAUAUAUUACAGUAAAAAAAAAAAAAAAUGCAUAGAAAUGUGAAUGCAAGGCUGACACUGGUCUCUAUUCAGUUUAUUACAGAAUUUGUUCAUGCAUUGCAUUUCUGUCCAGUAGUGGCCUAAAUGUAUGAGAUGUGCCAGAGCAACAAGAAAGCCUUAUGCUAGUAAGCUAAUUGUAGCAAUAUCUAAAGACACUGCACCACUUUUAGCUGAACUUCAGACUAAAGUGACAGCGUCUUGGGGUCAGUAGAUUUCUUCAGAAGUAGAGUGCAGCACUCUACCUCGUUUGGAUGCCCUUAAAAGUGUAUUUUUGCUGUCACUUACCCAACGUCCUCAAUGAGGCAUGCUCUAAUAAGUAUCUAUAAAGGUUCUAGCACGUAUCUAAAGGCCAAAGGAAAGUAGCUGGAAAAAAAUCUCAUGUCAUAAGGGUUCCUUACUGUACUGUGACUUUUCUUUUAAAGAUGCAGUUAUACAUACCACAGUGUGUCCGUUUGAAUCAUACCGUGCCGUGCAUAGUACAUAUUCGCGAUAUCAAUGCUUGUCAUUCAUGCCUGUUUGUCCUGCAGACUGUUUUUAUACUGUUUCUAUGAAAUAUACACAUUCUCUACACAGAGGAAAACUUUCUGAAAUAACCCUAUUUAUAAGUUAACCCAGUGCUGUAAUCAAGUGAGAAUCUAAUCUUGCCUUUUGCAUAGAGAUAUGUACCUACUGCAAAUAUAACAUUUUGGGGUACUUGAGUCACUAUUUAAUUUUUUUGUUAUUGUUUCUAGCACUUAAGAAGAUUAAAGUGUACAAAAAUUAAUAUUUUUUAAUUUUUUUAAGAAUAUAAUUAUUUUCUGUCAUUACCAUUACAAAUGUUUAAAAAGGCUAGAAAUCAAUCUGUGUAUAUUUCUGUACCUGUAUAGCAAACACAUUUCAUAAAUGGAAAUAUGUUCUCUGAAUAUUUAUUUACUAAUAUAUUUAUCUUUAAGCCAUGUCUUAUGUUCAGAGUGUAUGAACGCUUGAGUUAUUUGGUUGCUUUUUAUUUUCAGAAAAAUCACUAACAUGAGACUUUGUAUAUACAUGGUAAUUGCACACAAGACGAUUAAAUCUUCUCUGACCAAAAAAAACUGAUUUUAAAACUUCAGUACCGUACAGUUUUGUAAUUAAAGUGUACAAAGAUCUGUAAAAUAUACAGUUUUAUUCAAGUAA
This is a messenger RNA of Scatophagus argus, 4755 nucleotides long. It is a transcript of the gene znrf3, whose product is annotated as zinc and ring finger 3. The record is from RefSeq and is a predicted model, not a curated record. The transcript has 8 exons. Gene Ontology annotation, molecular function: ubiquitin protein ligase activity; frizzled binding. Lineage: Eukaryota; Metazoa; Chordata; Actinopteri; Scatophagidae. Gene Ontology annotation, biological process: Wnt receptor catabolic process; negative regulation of canonical Wnt signaling pathway; ubiquitin-dependent protein catabolic process. The coding region runs from base 242 to 2935 and encodes 897 amino acids.